AUGCGCCCUUCCGCUCUCUUCGCCUGUUUAUGGGCCUCUGCUACUGCUCUUCCUUCUUCCCUGUCAGCUGGGCCAGAUGUCUCCAUUGUCCAGCUGUCAAACCAACCUCCCAGUGACCUGCCCACAACAUGGCAGUGGACCUCCACUGGACCUCUUGUCGGCCCCAAGAACGACGGUCGGGGGAUCGCCGGAAUCAAAGACCCAACUAUCAUCCUGAUCAACGGAACCCACCACGUAUUUGCUUCUACCGCUCAGUCCGCUGGCUACAACCUGGUUUACUUUACCUUUGCCGACUGGGCCGAUGCGCCUAAUGCCACUUUUUACUACCUGGAUCAAGCCCCUCUUGGGACCGGUUAUCGUGCAGCUCCUCAGGUCUUUUGGUUCGCGCCUCACAAACUCUGGUAUCUCGUUUACCAGAACGGAAACGCUGCGUACUCCACAAACCCAGACAUCAACAAUCCCAAGGGCUGGACUGCUCCCAAGGUCUUCUAUCCAGAUGGGAUGCCCAAGAUUAUCGAACAAAACAUUGGGGACGGGUACUGGGUUGACAUGUGGGUCAUCUGCGAUCCGGCAAGCUGUCAUCUAUUUUCAUCAGACGACAACGGGCAGCUCUACCGAUCUGAAACCAGCCUUGAACAAUUUCCCAACGGCAUGAGCCAACCCGUAAUUGCCAUGCAGGACAAUCGCAACGACCUUUUUGAGGCAGCGUGCGUGUAUUCGCUUCCCGAUGGCAAAUAUUUGCUGCUGGUCGAAGCCAUUGGAACCGACGGUCACCGGUGGUUCAGGUCUUGGACGGCAGAUUCCAUCAGGGGGCCAUGGCAGGGGCUAGCCAACACGGAGCAAAACCCAUGGGCAAGAAGCAACAAUGUUCAGUUCGAUGGGGAUGUCUGGACGAAAAGCAUCAGUCAUGGGGAGAUUAUCAGGGACGGGACGGUGGACGAGAAGCUGCUGAUUGAUCCAUGUAAUAUCCGGUUCAUGUACCAAGGGAUGGAUCCAAGUGCUGGUGGGGAGUACAAUGCAUUGCCAUGGAGGUUGGGCUUUAUCACACACAACAACCCUGCUUGUUAG
This is a messenger RNA of Podospora pseudocomata, 1068 nucleotides long. RefSeq lists its product as uncharacterized. Gene Ontology annotation, molecular function: alpha-L-arabinofuranosidase activity. The record is from RefSeq and is a predicted model, not a curated record. Lineage: Eukaryota; Fungi; Ascomycota; Sordariomycetes; Sordariales; Podosporaceae. Gene Ontology annotation, biological process: L-arabinose metabolic process. Bases 1 to 1068 code for a protein of 355 amino acids. The transcript has a single exon.